This is a messenger RNA of Aspergillus pseudotamarii, 876 nucleotides long. RefSeq names its product RTA1 domain-containing protein. Gene Ontology annotation, cellular component: membrane. The coding region runs from base 1 to 876 and encodes 291 amino acids. NCBI's taxonomy places the organism in Eukaryota, Fungi, Ascomycota, Eurotiomycetes, Eurotiales, Aspergillaceae. The record is from RefSeq and is a predicted model, not a curated record. The transcript is spliced from 3 exons.
AUGGGGAGAAGUGAUGAUGCUCCAGAUGCAGCAACAAACGAGGCGUCGAUGUUCGCUUUCUAUCGAUAUGAUCCAAGUAUGGCCGGCGCCGUGAUCUUCACUAUCCUGUUUACGAUAACGACGAUAUGGCACGCGGUGCAACUGUUCCGGACUCGAACUUGGUUUUUCAUCCCAUUCGUGGUGGGCGGCAUAUUUGAAAUCAUCGGCUACAUCGGACGCGCCUUAUCAAGCCAUGAGAGUCCAAACUGGACUCUCGGUCCCUACUUGAUCCAGACUCUGUUCCUCCUUCUUGCACCGGCCCUCCUCGCCGCAUCGGUUUAUAUGCUUCUUGGGCGCAUCAUCUUGAUUCUGCGAGCAGAGUCCCAUGCCAUCCUGAGAAAAAAAUGGCUGACCAAGAUCUUCGUAACGGGAGAUGUCCUUUCAUUCUUCCUGCAAGGUGCCGGUGGCGGCAUCCAAAGUAGCGGCAGCCUAGACAACAUGAAACUGGGCGAAAAGAUCAUUGUGGUGGGACUCUUCGUCCAGAUCUUCUUUUUCGGCAUCUUUAUAGUUACAGCAGGCAGCUUUGACCUGAAGCUGAAGAAAUACCCGAUCCCACGGUGCCACGAUCCGUCGAUCCCGUGGAGAAAGCAUCUGAAUAUCCUAUAUGCGACUAGCUUCUUGAUUAUGAUACGAUCGGUGUUCCGCUUGGUGGAGUAUAUUCAGGGAAAUAAUGGGUUUCUUCUGCAUCACGAGAUAUUUCUAUAUAUCUUUGAUGCUGUAUUGAUCUUCGUGGCUAUGAUUGCUUUUAACGUUUUUCAUCCUAGUGAAUUGGCGCAUCUGCUGAGGGAGGCACAUGAGUACGAGUUGCAGAGUAUAUAUGAUAAAUAUGGGGCGUAA